Messenger RNA from Yamadazyma jaroonii, 798 nucleotides. NCBI's taxonomy places the organism in Eukaryota, Fungi, Ascomycota, Pichiomycetes, Serinales, Debaryomycetaceae. The record is from the annotation of a GenBank genome assembly.
AUGAAAAGAACUCAUGAUAUAGCACUGGUGGAAUCAUCGAGGGUUGACUUAUCAUUUGAAUCUUCACACAAAAGUCUUUCUCCAGCUAAGAAACUCAGAAAAUCUCAAAAGCAAGGAACCUUAAGUUUCCAAUCCAAUAUCAAUGAAACUAAGACAUGUAAGUUAUGUGGUAUGAGUUACUUGAAGUAUCUCAAACAAGAUCAACAACUUCAUGAGGAAUAUCACACUAACUUUGUGGAUGGGUUAUCUUGGCAGUUUCUGGGGAAUUACCUCAAAUCCAUUACUGUGGUAGUUAAGAAACAACGCCAUAAGAUCAACUUCGUGGCUAUUGAUACCGAUCUGACACCCCAGAUACGACGGGUUGAUGACGUUUUGCAUAUGGUCAAUCAGGAAUUGAAUGCCAGCAGUGGCAGUGAUAGUUGGAAGAAAACCCCCGGGCAAGCUGUUCUCGCUAUAACUAACCGUAGAGUUAUUGGCAUUGUUGUCACUGAAACUAUUGAUGAUGUGGAAGGUCAAUCACGUUGGAUGAUCCACAAAACUCAAGCUAUUGUUCCCAAGCAGAUAAAUAAAAAUGCCAAACUUGGGAUUUCUAGAAUUUGGGUAGCUUACAAUUGGAGACGAUUGGGAAUCAGUACUGCCCUUCUUACCACUAUUACGACUUAUCCCAAACCUAUACAUCGACGAGAAAUUGCAUUCAGUCAACCUAGCACUAACGGUGGUCUUCUUUGUGCCAAAUUUAACGGAGUCAAGCAUAAAUCCGGAGAAAUCCUUCUCCCUGUAUAUUUAGAGCAUACAUAA